Molecule: messenger RNA, 2593 nt
Organism: Syngnathus acus (greater pipefish)
Lineage: Eukaryota; Metazoa; Chordata; Actinopteri; Syngnathiformes; Syngnathidae
Gene: neurod4
Product: neuronal differentiation 4
Exons: 2
Coding region: 7-1314 (435 amino acids)
Molecular function (GO): protein dimerization activity
Source: RefSeq, a predicted model, not a curated record
GUUUCAAUGGGUCGAGGGUGUGGCGUGGGAGGGAGGGGCUUACGGAGCUUAGGGCAACAAAUCUCAGCGCGCUCGAGUCAUUUUGGGACGAAGCCUCCAUGCAUAUAUGCGCCCCAGCGGCCAACUGAGUUUGGGGACAGUGGCACACGUACGAGACAAACGCGCAGACGUUGGACUUUCUUUUUCACUUCUUCAUAUUCUUUCUUUGACCGUCUGCCCAAACAGAGCAAAAUGAUGAACAAGCCAUUUGGAAAGAGCGGCGAUAUGAGUGAGCUGGUGGGCUCCCUGGGCUGGCUGGAGGAAGACGGCAGCUCUCAGGAUGGCGAGGAAAGCCCAGAGAUGAGGGGCCACCAUGUCCUGCUUGAAGGAAGCAGACACUCCUGCUCCGAGCUGGGCAGCGAGGACAUGGAAGAAGAAGAGGAGGAGGAGGAAGAGGAGGAGGUGAUGAGUGGGCCUAAUGGAGAAAUGGCUCCUAAAAGGAGGGGCCCCAAGAAGAAGAAGAUGACCAAGGCUCGUCAGGAGCGAUUCCGGGCCCGCCGCAUGAAGGCCAACGCCAGGGAACGCUCGCGCAUGCACGGCCUGAAUGACGCGCUGGACAAUUUGCGGCGAGUGAUGCCCUGCUACUCCAAAACGCAGAAGCUGUCCAAGAUUGAGACGCUGCGGCUGGCCCACAACUACAUCUGGGCGCUGUCGGAGGUACUGGAUAACGGCCAGUCUCCGGAGAGCCACGGCUUUAUGGAGAUGCUGUGCAAAGGCCUGUCGCAGCCCACCAGCAACUUGGUGGCCGGCUGCCUGCAGCUGGGCCCAGCGCCCUUGCUCAUCAACAAGCCCGAGGAUAAGUGCGGAGGCCCCGGCUCAGUCGCCGCGGGGGGUCAGGCCGGCCGUGGCCUCAGCUACCCAUCCCCGGGGCUCCCCAGCCCCCCUUACGGCUCCCUUGAGGCAUCCCACCUCCUCCACAUGAAGGGCUUCAAGGGGGGGCAGUCAUUCGGCCACCCCUCCCCUCAUGAGUGCGGCGGCGGCGGCGGCGGAGGCACCCCGCCGUACGACGGGCCCCUCACGCCCCCCCUCAGCAUCAGCGGCAACUUUGCCCUGAAGCAGGAGCCGUCGCCCCGGGAGUCCGAGAGGAACUACACGGGCCACCACGCCCAUUACCUGACGUCCCACCAUUACCCCGCCUCGGCGAGCGCUGGCCUAGCCGGGGGGCAUCAGGGCCACCCGCUCUUCCAGGCCUCCCGCUACGAGCUGCCCCUGGAUGUGGCCUUUGACUCCUUCGCCUCUUCUCAUCUGUUGGCUGCUCAGAUGGGUACCAUGUGAAAAGACCCUCACAGGCUUUGAAAUGGUCAACGGGCUACCUUUGCUACACUGCUUCCUCAUUGGGCCAGGGGUGGGGGGGGGUUCAGCGUGGGGUGGUCAGCGUCUUGCUCAAGGACACUUGGACAUGCUUACAACGGCUGAGGAUCCAACCUCCAACCUCUGGCUUGGGGGACGACAAUAUUAGGCACCAAACUUGAAGUCGAUGCACACUUGCUUUCAUGGACCACAUACGAUGAUGCGAAGGGCCAGUUCUGGACCCCGAGCCUCAAAGUUGGACACCGGUGCUAGAGAACCAGCAGUACAUUGCAUCACCUGAGCGCGGCCACCUUUCAAAGAGCGACUGGUCAGCUCCCAUCCAUCCACCUGAUGCUCAACAUCUUUUUGAACAAAGGACGCAAAACUUUCCAUCCACCUGAAAUUGCCCGCAGCCAUUGAGCGUCUCAGCAACGGAGCGAUGAAUUUAUUUAUAAAUUUGUAUUUAAUAUUUAUUUUGAUCCUGUCUGUCUUUUUACAAAAAACCCUGUCUUCUCUAUUUUUCCGUUUUGUUUUCUUUUGUCUUCUCGGUUUGUCCUUGGCAGCUAUACUGUAUUUAAGUUAUUUAUUGGAGCUCUUUCAGGUACUUGUUGAUUGGGUGUCACAAUCUUUGGGUGUCGACAUUGUAAAUAUUUUUGCUGUUUCGCACUUAAUUGAAUAAAUAUUCUUAUACAGUAUUGGAUGCUCUUUCCGUCGUAAGAUUUUGUUUGGGCUCGUGCAAUUUUACUCCAUGCCGUAUUCUAGAAAAUUAUUAGAAAUUAUUCAAAUGAUUAGAAAUGACUGAUUAAAGAUAAAUAAAAAAAUAAAAUAAAUAAAAAUAAAUAAAUAAAUUUUUUCAAAAUCCACAGGGACCACACAUUACAAAAUUAUAGUUUGGUUCUCAUUUUGAUAUAAAACUAACAACGCUUGAGGAUAGUCUACCAUUUUGCUUCACUUCAUUUAUUUCAAGGUGACUAAAGUGCAAGUACAGGCUUUCUUUUUUCUUUUUUUUUUUUGUUCAGUGAAGUCCCACCAGAACUCAUUUGCAAGAUGUGUGAGCGUGCACGAUGUGUGGCUUCACGCAGUCAGGCGGGUGUGUGGGACCCCGUUGUGGGCCAUGGGAAACAACACUUGAGGAACAGGUGAAUGUGGCACGGCCUUUUUCUCCAGCUCUCCCACAUGUCCCCGUUUCCCAUCAUGCCAAAACACUGCAGGGCAAAAAGUCAUGUUUCAUCCACCAUACAAAGUAAAAAAAAAAAAAAAAAAA